AUGUUGCAGUACAAAUUCGUGAUGGAGAGUGGGGACACAGUGGCCGAACGCUUGGCCACCCCGAUCAUCUCGGAUAUAGGAAAGGAUUGUGGGAUCGACAACAAAAUCACCACGACUCCAUGUUGUUCGUCGGCCUCGUCGUCGACUUCUGGAGUCACUUCACCGUCAAGCGAAAAUGGGUUCAAGUCAACUAAGUAAGUGAAUUUGAUUUGGUUUCUGAACUUUUAGGUAUAAAAUGGAGGUUUUCAGAUUAUUUGGAGCUCCCGGCGUAUUUUACAAUUUUUUUGAAAUUUAACUUUUCACUAACUCAAAAUUAUCAAAAAAUCAACAAAAGCUUUUUAAAACACAAAUUGUUACCUAAAUUUCGUUAAAACCAUUUGUUACCUAAAUUAUAACUUUUAAUUUUUAGAACUACGAAACAAGAAACUCCCGAAGGGCCACCAAACCAAAAUUCUAUAAAAUCAGAAGAGAACAAACCGUCAGAAGACACUAAUCAACCUUCGACAUCAGAAGAGCCAGAUUUCGACGGAUUUCAUUGUCCUAAUUAUCGAAAGUUCUUCGCCAAAAGGUAUCCAAAACUACAGGAAAUGUCGGCCAUAGACCCGAAAGCAUUAUUGUUUGAUCAAAUUCUCAUAGACAACUUUGAAUUGUUAAUGUUCAUGCACAGAGAAGACUACAAGGUUGGUUUUUUGCUUGCAUUUUUUGGUUUUGGAAUAAUUUUUGGGGUUUUUAUAAAAUCUUUGGGGGUUUUAUAAUAAUAUUAGUAGUUUCACUUAGAAUUUCCAUCGUUAUAGAACUUACCUUGCCAAAGUCUAGGUUUAAACGUAUUUUACUAAUAAAAAACACUUGACCCAAAAUUUAUCAAACAGAUAGCAAACGACUCAUUUGGAAUUAUUUUCUAAAAAUUUUGUUUUAUUUUUAAUUUUACACUAUUUUAGAUCCUAAAAGCAUAUUAAAAGUAUAUCUAUCUUAAAAUAUAAAAUUACGUUGUUUUAGGUAUUCCGAAAGCAAGAAAACGAAGUUCGAGGCAAAGAAAUCUUAGAAGAGAAGGCAAAACAAGCCUUGGAAGACGGAUUCAUCAAGAAUAUCCAACGGAGUCACAAGAAAAAGGGCCGCAAGUCUAAGGUAAGUGAUUUUACUUUGUUUUAUAUUUUUAGGAUGGUUCCAGAAUGAAGUUAUUUGGUUGUUACGAUGUAAAAAUGUUUGUGAGAGACGAUAUUAUUCAUGGUAUUUUUGUUAGUGGCUAAAAUCAGGUUUUUUUGUCAAUUAGUAAUUUUAGAGGCAGUUUUUUCUAUGAUAACUUUUGUUUUAGGUGUAUUUUCGUGUUUUAGGUGUUUUUCUAGUUAUUUUCUCAAGGGGAUUUUUUUGUUUUUUAGGUAAGAAAUUAGGUAAGAAAGUUAAAAAGCUGUAAAGUUUGAAUAGCGUUUAGGGUAAGAUACGUUGCGUGUUUUUUUAUGCCUUUACUUAAGUUAGCUUUUUUUUAAACUAAUAAGAUCAAAAUGUAAAAACUUACUUAAUUUUUGGAGUUAAAAUAAGUCUGUAUGGUGUUGCAGAAUUUAUGAUUAUUGUAGUGUAUGAUAAUGAAGCGACGUGUUUUUGACGUCGUCACGCUAUUUCCAUUGCAUUCUUUAUUAAAGUUGCUUUUUUGAAUUAAUAUUCAAUAGAAGUCUUGAUUAACAUAACUGUUUUCUUGUGUUAAAGUGCAUGGUGAUUAAUAUGGCAUGAUAUUUAGUAUUUAUAAUGUAAUGGCGAGAAGAAUGCAUGAACUUUUUCUUUAAAAACUGUAUUGUGAGGUUAAAAAACCUUACACGGGGGCAUUAGCAUAAGGUUUUUUAACGGACUUUUGGUCUUUGGACUAUAUUAUAGUAGACUUUAAGGGCUAUUUUUAACUUUUUUACUUCAAUAAAAGCAAAAUAAAAAUUCGGUUCUAGCAUAUAAUAUAGAUAUUAUGAAUAAUAUUUCAAUACAAUUUGCACGAACAUUAAUCGUUUAUGUCUCAUCGACUAGAUUGAAUUUCUAAUUAUUAUUGGUUAACAACAUUAAAUUUGAGAUUAUUUUUGGUUUAUGGGAUUAAAUUAUUUUUAAAAACAUUGUGUAAUAUUUUUGAAUAUUGAGGAAUUUCAUUUUCGAACGUUAUGGUAUUUACAUACUUAAUAUAUGAUGUUAUCGAAUUUUUAUGAUCUUAAAUUACUUUUAAUCAUUACAUUUUACAUUAAUUUUGAAAUUUAGAUGUAAUUAUGGGUUAUUAUUUGAAUUAGUUAUGUUUUUUGUAUAAUUAUUUUGUAUAAUGUAUAAUUUUGAUUUGAUUUAUUAUUUAUGGGGUGUAAAGUUAUAAUUUUGAUGGGAUUUUUAAUGAAAUUUGAUCUUAUUAUGUACAAAAUACAGUGCGUAGACUGGGUGUAAAAGUUGGCGAUUAUAAUAUAAAAUUAGACGUGAAAGGCGAAAGUAUGGGUUAUUCAAUGUAAAAUACUUAUUGUUUUUGUAAUUCUUAUAAAAGCAAUUAUAAUACACCUAAAACUAUAUUAUUGUACAACCAAACCAUAUUAUUAUAGGCCGAAGUCGAACGAUUGGAGAAACUAAAGAAGAAAAAGGAACGUCGCGACAGGAAACAACAAAAACUCAAGGAGAGUGCACAACGUCGUCGUGUGCGACGGAAAGAACGUGCUGAUCGUCGUGCUCGCGGAAUCGUGGCUAGUCCGCUGGACAAGGAAAAGAAGUCAGAGAAGAAGAGAGUGCACGAAGAGAGGAAGAGAGCCAAGACAGAGAGGAAGGCACAAAGGAAGCUAAAGAAAGCUCAGGAGAAGGAGGGAAAGAGUCCAGACAAACGGCACAAAAAGGUUGGUUUAGGGGUUCUAUUUUGGGUCAUUGGAGAGUACGGUACUGUGAAUUGGUGUUAUAUUUGGAAAUGGAUAAAGGUACGAUAUUUUUUAUUUUUUUUUGUGAUUUUGUGGUUGAUUUUAUGGGAUUUUAUACCUAAAUUAGGGUAGUUUAAAUAAUUUUAGACAAAUAGCUUGGCGAAUUUUUAA
Messenger RNA from Bursaphelenchus okinawaensis, 3026 nucleotides. NCBI's taxonomy places the organism in Eukaryota, Metazoa, Nematoda, Chromadorea, Rhabditida, Aphelenchoididae. The record is from the annotation of a GenBank genome assembly.